Planococcus citri (citrus mealybug) is the source of this 1811-nucleotide messenger RNA. Its product is annotated as vesicular glutamate transporter 3-like. Gene Ontology annotation, biological process: transmembrane transport; monoatomic anion transport. NCBI's taxonomy places the organism in Eukaryota, Metazoa, Arthropoda, Insecta, Hemiptera, Pseudococcidae. Gene Ontology annotation, molecular function: transmembrane transporter activity. The transcript has 8 exons. Gene Ontology annotation, cellular component: membrane. Bases 280 to 1689 code for a protein of 469 amino acids. The record is from RefSeq and is a predicted model, not a curated record.
UUUGCCAAGAAAUAUUGUAGGUAUGUUUUACCUAUGAUGUAUUAUUUCACGUGACAGCCCUAUAAUUUUGAAACUGGUUCUCGGGAAUUACCAUCAUCUAACUAAAUAGGAUAAAUACAAAUAUAUCGACCAAGCUGAUGAUAACUGAAAGGUUAUCAGCGAAUUUGGCACUGGACUAUGACAUGCAUAACAACCAACCUAACAAGUUAGCUCAGUUACCGCGUCGAGCUUCUUAAACGACGAUGUGAAUUAUACCGAAUAAUUAAUUAAUACUCAACUAUGCCUGUGAAAUUUACAUUGUCGAGGUUUCCGAAACGGUACCUCAUCGUGAUCAUGGUUUUUAUCGGAUAUGUGAUAUUUUUCGGACUACAUACCAAUAUAGGGAUGGCUGUGGUGGCGAUGACAUCUUCGAGAAAAAUUUCUACACCGAAUGGUACGAUCAUAGUGAAAGAACCAGAUUUUAAUUGGACGUCUAUUCAGAAAUCGACUGUGAUCAGUUCUUUGGCGUAUGGUCGUUUUUUUGGACCUAUUGGAGGCCUAAUGGCGGGUAGAAUCGGAGGCAGCACGAUGUAUACUUUGGGAAUCGUCUCCACUGCCUUGGUUACGUUUCUGUUACCUUUGUGCCUGCGGAUCAACUUUUACCUGUUUGUGUUUGGGAACGCUCUUACAGGUCUUUUUGAGUCGUUCGCUUAUGCCAGCGUAUCUCAGUUGUGGUCGAGAUGGGCUCCACCUAACGAACGAGCUAAAAUCAUCUCCGUCAGCGUGAUCGGUAUUUAUGGCGGACCUAUUGCGUCGUUCGUGGGGUCCGGAUGGAUCCUUCAUGAAUGGGGAUGGGAGAUGUUGUUUUAUGUCACUGGCAUCGUUAUCCUGAUUUGGUCCGGCGUAUGGUUCUUGGUGGUGAAAAAUGAUCCUGCUGAUGAUAAAUGGAUGUCUGAGGCGGAAAAAGUGUACAUCAAGAAAGAACUCAACAAUAAUGAAAUGCUCGAUGACGUAAAGCUAGAGUAUCCGUGGAAGGAUCUACUGACAUGUGUGCCUUUUUGGAUUGGUUGCCUGUGCAAAUUCAUUAUUGGAGUCGGAUUCACAUUCACCAUGGUGUAUUUGCCUCAGUAUAUCAAAGACACUAACGAUAUCGACAUUAGAAGUAUAGGAUAUAUUUCAGUCAUUCCUCAAGUGUGCUCGAUUAUUGCAAUGCCUCUUACGGGAUACCUUUUCGAUUACAUAAGAUCGAACCAAUUGCUUUCGUUGACUAAUGUUCAUAAAUUAUACGCUUGUAUUGGUUUACUCGCUGGUGCAGCUACGUACAUGACCGCCGGCUUAUGGCCUAAUUUUACUGUAUGCAUCGUUUGCAUAUCCUUAUUCUCAUUUUUCAUCACGUUUUUGGUUCUAGAAGUUCAAGUGCUGGUGUUGGAUUUAGCUCCCAGGUAUGCUGCUUUCAUGAACUCUAUGGCGACCUCUGGGUACACCUCGUCUAGUAUUUUAACACCUAUCAUUGUAGGCUUCAUUGUCACUUCUGAAAGCCAAUUGGAGUGGAGCAGUUGUUUCAUUAUAUUCAGUAUACAGUACAUCGUUGUGGCCUUGCUGUGUUUGAAAUUCGGGUCCGGUGAACUUCAACAUUGGGCUAAUUACUCAUCUAAUAAAAGCAUCGACGAAUUGACCGAUGUUCCUUCGUCUGAGAGUAGCAAUAGCUGAGAAUGCAUUGUUUUACUUCGGCUGUGAUCCUAAAUGUGCAUUUUUGUUGAUCCUUCGUGGACAUAUUUUAUAGCUUUAAACCAAAAGAUAAUAAAUACUCGUUUUUUUUUUUUAAUGUUAAA